AUGGCCACAACCGACGGAGGAGUAGAGCUGCCACAGCAACAGCAUGAAGAAGUUGACCAUGUCGAAGAGCCCGUCACAAACGAAACGCCCACCAACGAUGACGAUAACGAAAUUGACGACCUUUUCGAAGACGAAGACGAAAUAGUGCCAGAACUAAUAUCCGGCGACCACCACGACUACACCAAAGCCUACAACCGCCAGCGAAAGCUAAACGAUACGAACAUCCCAGACGAUCACAAGCCCAAGUCGAAUCCGCAGAAGCCGUCCGCCAACACAAACGCCUCCAUCGAUGACCAAGUCGCCUCCCUCGCGAAGCAUGCGGGCAAGAUUCGCCUCACCGGGCGCAUGACGGGUGCGUCUGGGGGCAACGCAAGGGACAAGGACAAGGCAGACCGCGCGACAACCGAACAAGUUUUGGAUCGGAGGACGCAGAUGAUCCUGCUGCAACUCAUAAACCGCGGCGUAAUCUCAGAGAUUCACGGUGUCAUCUCCACGGGCAAAGAAGCCAACGUAUACCAUGCCAUGACCGAAGCGCCAGAGGAGGAUACGGACCCCAUCCACCGUGCUGUCAAGGUUUAUAAGACGUCCAUUCUCGUCUUCAAGGACCGCGCAAAGUACGUCGAGGGCGAGUUCCGCUUCAGGCAAGGAUACAACAAGAGCAACAACCGCGCCAUGGUACGAAUGUGGGCAGACAAGGAGCGCAGGAAUCUGGCUAGGAUACACGACGCAGGCAUUCCAUCACCAAUGGCUCAUGCGCUGCGGAACCACGUCCUUGUUAUGGGCUUCGUCGGUGACCGCAAAGGCAAGGCAGCGCCCCGUCUGAAGGACGUGCGCUUCGAGGGUCUCACAGCAGAGGAAGAGGAUGCGAAGUGGACAAGUCUAUAUCUCGAGAUGCUAGCGUACAUGCGCAUCAUGUACCAGACAUGCCGUCUUGUCCACGCUGAUCUGAGCGAGUACAACGUCUUGUACCACGAGGGCAAGCAGUGGAUCAUCGAUGUCUCUCAAGCCGUCGAACACGACCAUCCUCGUUCUCUCGAGUUCCUGCGCAUGGAUGUCAAGAACGUAUCUGACUUCUUCCGCUCCCGCAACGUCGAGACGCUGAGUGAGCGCAAGGCUUAUGCCUACAUCACCAGCGCGGCAGGAGCGAAGACUGUCAAGGAGCAGACGCAGAUGGAAGAGAGCAUCCGCACCCUCCUAAACAAAGAGCCGUUAACCGAAGAGGAACGUAAGAAGGAAGAAGAAGACGACGACGUCUUCCGCAACCAAUACAUCCCCCAAACCCUCGAACAGGUCUACGACAUCGAGCGCGACGCCGAACUCGUUAACGCCGGUGGUGCCUCCGACCUUCCCUACCAAGCCCUUCUUGCCGACAACGUCGUCAACAACGGCUCUGAUGCUUCAGAUGCUGAGUCUGACGAUGGUAGCUCAGGAUCUGAGGUUGAUCAGAGUAUCUUCGACAAGGGCCCCAGCCGCGGAAAGAAGCAUGUCGAUCAUGACGAGAAGGUGGCGCAUAAGAAGGCGAUCAAGGAGGAGAAGCGCGAGAAGAGGAAGGAGAAGAUGCCGAAGCAUAUGAAGAAGAAGUUGGUGAACGGCGGUGGGCAUAAGAAGAAGUGA
Molecule: messenger RNA, 1614 nt
Organism: Alternaria novae-zelandiae
Lineage: Eukaryota; Fungi; Ascomycota; Dothideomycetes; Pleosporales; Pleosporaceae
Exons: 1
Coding region: 1-1614 (537 amino acids)
Biological process (GO): maturation of SSU-rRNA
Cellular component (GO): preribosome, small subunit precursor; cytosol
Molecular function (GO): ATP binding; protein serine/threonine kinase activity
Source: RefSeq, a predicted model, not a curated record